CUGCCUCUAUCCAAUUCUGUCGUCCCAUACACUCCACUCGCCCCCUUGGUUCUCACUUUAAGCAUCUUGUCUUUGCUUCUUCAUGGAGGCAGACGAUGGUGACCUUCUUAUAUUAAAAAAAUGGAGGCGGGCUUACAGUACUCACCUCACCUGCAUACACCUCCGGCUUCACUUCUUCAACCAGAGGAGAGAGAGACAGAGCUCUGGCCACCAUGGCGGGGCUCGGCACCGGCGCGGGGGCUCCUCUUGUGAAGGUGUACCAUGAGAAGUCCAUGAUCCUGCCCGAUGUGUCGAGGGUGCUUGCUUGCCUGUACGAGAAAAACAUCGAGUUUGAAACCGUCAAAGAUUCCUACAAGGACAUACUCAGGCUCCAGUCAAUGAGGAGUGUUCCGGUUCCAUUCUACGACGGACCCACAUUUCGACAAGAGUCGAGAGCAAUCUGCCGCUACAUAGCAGAAACCUACGAGCAGCGUGGGUAUCCUUUCCUCCUGGGGAAGGAUGUCCUGGAGAGGGCUUCCAUCGAGCAAUGGCUCCGGCACGAGGAGCACGCCUUCGAUCCUCCGAGCCGGGCAUUGUUCUGCCACCUGGCCUUCCCUUUCCCCGACGAGGACACGAGCGACAUCGACAGGGAGAAGCGGAAGCUGGAGGAAGUCCUGGAGGUUUACGAGCAAAGGCUUGGCGAGAGCGAGUUCCUUGCUGGGAACAAGUUCACUCUUGCCGACCUUGUUCACCUGCCAAACACCCAUCACAUAGUGACGUCCGACGAGUUCGCCUACCUGUAUGACUCGAGGAAGAACGUGCAGAGGUGGUGGAAUGCGAUCUCUGGACGGGACUCUUGGCAGCAGGUGGUGAGGGAUAUGCAGGACGUGGAGGAGCAGUACCAAAUGGAGGAACUUGAGCAGCAGCAGCAGCUGGAGCAGCAGUGGCAGUGGCAGCCGGAAGGCCCGGAACCACCGGCAGCAUAUGGCGGCCGCACCAUCCGCAUAGACCCUCGAAAGCAGGCAGGCAUGGAGUCGAGGACGAUCCUGGUUCCGCCGCCUGGCAGCGGUACAAUAUCAUCCUCAUCUUUCACAGUUCAACCUCUUCCCGCAGAAACAACCUCUCAUGGCCCAAAUUCACCUGGCAAAAUGAAAGAAAGUAACUUCUUUCCUACCACUGAGAAAACACCAGCAAAGUCAAAGCAAAGAAAUCCCACCACUCAGAAGAAACCAGCUGCUAGCAGUGUUGAAACAACUACUAGUAACUUCUUUACCCCAGCUGCCCCUCCUAGCACCACCAAAAUGUCUCAGAGAACUGAUGCCGACAAACCCACCUCCAAAGAUGCCUCAUCUCCAACCAGACCCAGCCAAGGAUCAUCCAAAAAAGCUCCUGAUAAGCUCCAUCUCUCUGAUGAUGAGGCAGCAACCCUUAGCAAACCUAUGCUUUCGCAAGAAGCCCGCAAACCCACCGACAAAACUCCAUAUUCGCAACAGCCCUCUGAGCAAGCGAAGAAGGCCGCGGCUGAUCAAAAGGAUGCUGCUCAUUUGCCAAAGCAUGUGGCAUUCAGAGACAUUCAGAACGAAACUGCGCCGCAAGCUAGAAGCCGUGGUGCCAAAGACAGCACCAAAGAAGGUAGAGAGGCUGAUCAGAAGAGGGCUGCAACAGCACUAACCAGGGAACUGCCGCCGGGUUCUCAGAAUACCCCUCAAGCACCGUCAGCUGAUCCGAAACCAUCUGACUCGGCACCAAUGAAAGAGGGUGCCAAUAAUGAAGAUGACCGGUUCUCAACUAAGAGGCUCAGAAAAAUGCUUGAGGAAAGUGAUCCAGCAGUACUCAAACCACAGUCGACAGAUAUGCAACCCCCUCCGGUACAGGCAGACGGCGCAAGAGAUCCUCGCACUCCAGUCACAGCUGAUGAAAGGAGAGCAACUUCACCGCCGAAAGGAGGGGUGGCUGGGGAUGAUCGUGGUGCCAGUCCGCCACGAAAAUCACCAUCCGCCAAUGAGCGACAAUCAUCCCCACAGAUGCCAAGCCAAUCACCACCUGGUGAAAGCGCAACACCACCAGCACCACUGCAAGCACCAGCAUCUGAUGCUCCUGGGGAAAAUGAGGCAGUCAAACCCUCAAUUGCCGAUCCAAGAGGUAUAUCUACUACGCCAAAGAGACUAGCAUCAACUCCUGGAACUCAACGUCAAACGGCUACCGCAACAGACCAACUUUCAGACCAAGCUCCAGCAGCGUCUUCUUUUGCAGAUAGAAGGAACGAGAAGACUGGCAUUGAUGAAGCCCGUCAAACCGCCACAGUGGCACCUGAUGUGCAGCCUGGUGGGAGAGCUCCCAAUAGUUCUGGGAGUAAGCCGAUAUCUUCCAAGGAUAUUAGCAAGCAAACAGAUGAAACAUUAUAUUAUCGCAGCUCAGAAACAUCCAGAGAAAUGCCAUCAUCAGCCCCUGAGAAGAGCAUGAGACAACAACAGUUGCAAAGUGACAAGUCCAUUACAUCACCGCAAGGCAUUGGGAAGCAAGGUUCUGAAGCUGCACCGCCGGUGUCUGGAACCGAGAAACCUGGGAGAACUCAAGGACAAGAUUUAGUAGAGUCUCGGGAACAAACCUCCCCUGAUACUCAGCAGGUGAAAAACAACAGAAAUAAUAGCAAAUCGGAUGGCUCAAGCAAACCCACCCAAUUUGAUGGUAAUAAAGGUGAUGUCCCUGAGUGACAGAGAGGCGGCUCGUCGACCAACCUAUAACAUGUUUCUAUCACGUCAUCCGGUUGCAGCUUCGUUGUUGUCGUCUUAUCUACCUACCUAGUUUAACAUGCUCGUUAAUAAGGUCCAUUAUCUGUCACCCUUGGACCAAACCAUGCUAGCCAAUUUGUCUACUCCACCUGGUAUAUCGUUACUACUUUUCAAUGGUGCAUUUGUUUGCUGUUCUUUUCCUGAAAAAUGACUUGUUUAGAUGGUCCUUGCAUUAGUACUGUUUUGAAUAAUGUGAGUGCAA
Hordeum vulgare subsp. vulgare (domesticated barley) is the source of this 2973-nucleotide messenger RNA. RefSeq names its product nascent polypeptide-associated complex subunit alpha, muscle-specific form-like. The record is from RefSeq and is a predicted model, not a curated record. Gene Ontology annotation, cellular component: cytoplasm. Bases 213 to 2693 code for a protein of 826 amino acids. NCBI's taxonomy places the organism in Eukaryota, Viridiplantae, Streptophyta, Magnoliopsida, Poales, Poaceae. The transcript is spliced from 4 exons. Gene Ontology annotation, molecular function: glutathione binding; glutathione transferase activity.